Molecule: messenger RNA, 1476 nt
Organism: Trichogramma pretiosum
Lineage: Eukaryota; Metazoa; Arthropoda; Insecta; Hymenoptera; Trichogrammatidae
Gene: Rab26
Product: ras-related protein Rab-37
Exons: 8
Coding region: 332-1255 (307 amino acids)
Biological process (GO): neurotransmitter receptor transport to postsynaptic membrane; protein secretion; protein localization to plasma membrane
Cellular component (GO): synaptic vesicle; endosome; plasma membrane
Molecular function (GO): GTP binding; GTPase activity
Source: RefSeq, a predicted model, not a curated record
GCGUAUUGUAACUCUGCGCAUCUCUGUUUUACACAAUUGUUCUAGGCAGAGAGAAAGAAGGUAUCAACAGAUUCUUAAGUCUAAUUUAUUUUUAUCAAUGAAUUUUAAAAAAAUGACGGUCUUGAAAGUGUCUAAGCCACGUAAUAGAUAAUAGGUUUUAUAAGUAUUAAAGUUGCAAUUGGAUAUAUAAGCUGUGGAACGUGCUAAGGAGAGUGCUUCGACUUGUUUUUUUUCAUUGCAGUGAUACGAUCACGGCAGAAAUAAACUUAAGGAUAUCUCGUUGGAAAAUAUUUCACAUUGAAAAAUUCAUUGUUGAUAAGAAGAAAACACAAUGAAAGGCAGCAACAAUGACUAUUCAACUAUGGUUACCGUUCCACUUUCAAAACUUGUAAUAACGGGGGAUGAUAGUAUGAGUGAUGACGUUUUCGAACAAGACGAGGAUAAAUCUGAAUCUAUUUAUUCUCCUGUAUCUUUCCAACCACCAAGUAUAUCGUUGUCAGGAUCCACUGGAUACAGGGAUUACAAACCACCGGCGGAAGUAUACAUAAUAAAUCAACAAUCAGAUUCCGUACAAAAUUUUUUACAAAAUAAAACAUGGACCAGUGUAUUUGCGAAGGAACAAAAUACUUGGGAAACUAUUUUGCACAAGACUAUAUUACUUGGCGAUAGUGGAGUUGGAAAAACAUCUUUAUUAGUACAGUUUGAUACAGGCAAGUUUCAACAUGGAACAUUUGCAGCUACCGUGGGAAUUGGAUUUACGAAUAAAAUGAUACUUGUUGAUGACAGCCAAGUUAAAUUGCAGAUAUGGGAUACUGCUGGGCAAGAAAGGUUCCGAAGUGUGACUCAUGCUUACUACCGUGACGCACAUGCAUUACUACUACUAUAUGAUGUAACAAAUAAACAAAGCUUCGAUAACAUUAGAGCUUGGCUUGGAGAAAUUCGAGAAUACGCUCAAGAUGACGUUGUUAUCAUGUUAUUAGGUAAUAAAUGUGACUGCGGUUCAGAUAGAGUUGUAAGAAAAGAAGAUGGACAACGAUUAGCGAGUGAAUAUAAAGUACCUUUUAUGGAGACUUCAGCUAAAACUGGUCUUAAUGUUGAAUUAGCUUUUCAUGCAGUUGCAAGGGAGCUGAAAGCAAGAGCUAAAUCUCAACAAGAUGGUCAUUCAGAUGAAGGUAGCUUCAACGUGCAUGAUUAUCUUCGGCAGCAUCAAGCGCAAAAAAGUGACAACUGUUUUGCAACAAACUGCCUAAGUUGAACGGCAAAGAUUUAUUGUAAUCAUUUGAAAUGUUUGUUUAAAUUAAUAGAAUAAGCUUCAAAAAAGUUGUAUAGGGCCCAAACAUAAUAAACAAUUACUAUUCAUUUUAAAUUAGUAACAGAUCCGCACAAAUGUAUUCCUAAUGAUUCCAUUGACGAUGGUAUUCUACAUUUUAAAAAGUAAAAAUAAGUUUAAAAAUUAAUAAUUUCUAUGUUUAAAUA